Messenger RNA from Suillus subalutaceus, 984 nucleotides. RefSeq names its product kinase-like domain-containing protein. Bases 1 to 984 code for a protein of 327 amino acids. Gene Ontology annotation, biological process: protein phosphorylation. Lineage: Eukaryota; Fungi; Basidiomycota; Agaricomycetes; Boletales; Suillaceae. The transcript has 6 exons. Gene Ontology annotation, molecular function: protein kinase activity; ATP binding. The record is from RefSeq and is a predicted model, not a curated record.
AUGCUAGUUCAAGGCAUCGCUCUUGUGCGCGUAGGACAAUACUUCAUGUCAAGCACAGAUAAACUCUUCGUUGUGGCAAUUUAUCUCCGUGCAAGUUUGACUGUUGAAAGAUAUAUCAUUGCCCAGCCUGGUGAGGAUAGAAAGGUAUUCAUUGCCCAGAAAGAUUUUGACCUUGGAAAGGCCGAAGAGGAAGUCGCAUUCCUUCGUGAGAUGUACAACCUCGCGGAAGAGCUCGACAAUCUAGCAGGCAAACUUGACCCAAAGAACGAGAAAUGCCUUGGCAACAUCAAGAAUGCCGCUCUCAAGUCCCCAAGGAACAUCGUGAAAUCCAGUGGUGCUCAGGAUGAUCUCGGCAUCUUUGAUGCUGAUGACAUUCAGUGUAUUUUGAAAGAGAUGGAUUACAACAUCUCAUUCAUUUUGUUUGGGCAUCCGUUCCUAGCCUUGGUGUCAAAUAUCGAGGAUGAUUCUCAACAAGGAUAUCUCAAAUUCGUGAAAGAGGGGCAAAAGGAGAUCGAGAUCUUGCGAUACCUCACAGGAAUUGAAUCUCCGUCAAACUACACCAUCUCGCCAGUCCAAAUCUGGCCGGUGCAAGGGGGCUGUUCGAAGCUGUUGACUUCAUGCAUUCAGCAUGGCGUGGUGCACCUGGAUCUGAAGCCUCCAAAUAUCCUCCUUCCUGCUGACGGUGGCCGCCUGUCUAUCAUCGACUUCAACAGAUCUGUACACGUCAAAGGCACUGAACACAUGUUCCACGGCGUCGUUGGCACCACCGGAUAUCUUGCGCCUGAAGUUGCGGCUGGUCAAGGCCUCUAUAGUGCAAUCCACGCAGACUUGUGGUCCUGUGGAAAGACAUUGGAGGAGCUGUGUUCCCUUUCUCGAGAGCUCAUGAAUGAAGACCCGAAACAGCGACCGAUGAUGUCAGAUGUCUUGAAGAGGCUGGUGUAUUAUGAGGUCGAUGCCAAUACAGGACCAGGUUACUUCAGGUAA